This is a messenger RNA of Cyclopterus lumpus (lumpfish), 3294 nucleotides long. RefSeq names its product neuronal membrane glycoprotein M6-b-like. Gene Ontology annotation, cellular component: plasma membrane; myelin sheath. Lineage: Eukaryota; Metazoa; Chordata; Actinopteri; Perciformes; Cyclopteridae. Gene Ontology annotation, molecular function: structural constituent of myelin sheath. Bases 112 to 990 code for a protein of 292 amino acids. The transcript has 7 exons. The record is from RefSeq and is a predicted model, not a curated record. Gene Ontology annotation, biological process: axon development; central nervous system myelination.
GAGAGAGCGAGAGAAAGAAAGAGAGAGCGAGCAUCGAGCCACCAGAUAGGCUCCACCAUCCACAGACUGUAAGGUACAAGUGCCACAAGGAGACUAUAAUCCUCUAAAAUAAUGGAUGGGACAAAGCCGGCCAUGGAGUCCAACGCGGAGGAGACUCAGGAGGAGGGACAAGACAGCAAAGGAUGCUUCGAGUGCUGCAUCAAGUGUCUGGGCGGGGUGCCCUACGCCUCGCUGGUGGCCACCAUCCUCUGCUUCUCCGGUGUGGCUCUGUUCUGCGGCUGCGGCCACGUGGCGCUGACCGGCACCCUGACCAUGCUGGAGAACCACUUCUCCAGGGUCACCGCGGACCACGCCACCCUCGCCAUGGUGAUCCAGAUCCUUCAGUACAUCAUCUACGGCAUCGCCUCCUUCUUCUUCGUCUACGCCGUCGUCCUGCUGGCCGAGGGCUUCUACACCACCAGCGCCAUCAAGAAGGAGCUGCAGAGCGACUUCAAGACCACCGUCUGCGGCCGCUGCAUCACCGCCUUCUUCAUGUUCCUGACCUACAUCCUCGCUCUGGCCUUCCUCGCCAUCUUCGGCUUCACGGCGAUACCGGUGUUCCUCUUCUUCAACAUGUGGAACACCUGCGCCGCCAUGAAGUCUCCUGACGCCAACAUCACCUCGCCCGACUCCAUCUGUGUGGACGUGAGGCAGUACGGUAUUAUUCCCUGGAACGCCACUCCGGGAAAAGCUUGCGGCGCCACACUGGGAGACAUCUGCAACACCAGCGAGUUCUACCUGUCCUACCACCUCUACAUCGUCGCGUUCGCCGGCGCCGGCGCCACCGUCAUCGCACUGAUCCACUACCUGAUGAUUUUGGGGGCCAACUGGGCCUACCUGAAGAGCGCCGUCUCCACGCACGAGUACCAGGACAUCAAGACCAAGGACGACCAGGACCUGGAGGCCGAGGCGCGCUCCAAGGAGGGCCAGAACUCGUCCUCCUACUCAUAAGGACGAGCGCUCCUCUCCCGCCGCCACCCAUCCCCCACACCCCUCACCCUGCAACACCCCCCACUUCCCUGCGUUGAAAACAAACCACCUCGGUCAUGUUUGGUAGCCCCCCCCCCACCACCACAACCUCCUGAUCCUCCAUCCUCUUCCCUGGCUCACACCAGAAGGGAGGAGAAUAGAGGAUCGGGGCGGAGGCCUUCGGUACAUCAGUUUGGAAGCGUCUCGCUUUUCUUUUGGGGGGGGGCGAUGGCGGCGCCUCGUGAACGUGGCCCGGCUGUGAUGGCCUCGCGCCCUGAGCAAGCACAGCUCCUUUAAAAAAAGAAAGAAAAAAAAAAAACAUUGUUCACUGUCUGCUUCGGCCACAGGGGGAGCCAGGCAGCGACCAACUUCCUCCGGGGUUUGUUUUUUUGGUGUUUUAUAUGCAUAUAUAUAUAUAUAUGAAUAUGAAUAUAUUGUGCGAAUGUUGUACGAAUGUUUUUUUUUUUUUUUUUUAAUACUCUCUGAAAAGUACGCCAGGUUCUAUUUUACGAUCUUCUUUCCUUUUUUUUUUUUUCCUCCUUUACUUUCUUCUACAUUUUUGACUUUUUAUUGCUAAUGCUCGAUACGUUGUUGCACUAUUACAAAACAAAAAAGAAUAAAAGAGACACAAAUAUCCCCCCCCCCACCCCCCCAGCCUGUCAUGGAAAACAUAUAGACUCAAAUCAUGUGGUAUCUCAAGGAUUAUUGUGCAUUUACAUGAUCAGAGUUUAUCUUUCCGCGAAGGUAUUCAAACUUUUAUUCAAAGGAAUAUGUUUUGGGAAAUAUGCUUUUUUUUUUGUUGCUUUCAUGUCAAGGGUCAGAGGAGUGUGAUGUAACUCUUGGCAACAUUGUGACCAAGUGUGUUCAGACCUUUACGAGCUUUUGCUACACUCGACACCAGCGGAAAUCAAAGGUAAAUCUCUGCGGGUCUUUUAACACACACACGCACACACACACACACACACACACCUCAGGUAUCAAACCAAAAUUGGAUUUCAGCCAGUUGUGUUCUUCAACCAUCUAAGCAAGAACCAGAUUUGAUGCGCUGUCCUGCGUGAAUCACACGGUUAAAAAAAGAAGAAAAAAAAGAAGAAAAAAAAAGCCGGUUCUAUCAUUUUUCUAAAAAUUCCUCCUUUUUUUGUGAAUGAAGUUCACCUGUAAAUACCUGAAGCGCCACAAAAGGAUCUCGGUUCCUCUCGGGGGAAACGUGGAGAACACGAUCAGUGCUCCCGACGCGUUCUACUACUUUUUUUCUUUCUUUUCUUCCACAGAUAUAUGUAAAUGUACCCUUUUGAGAUAUGUGUUUAGCACUCAAAUACUAGUUCUGCAUUUGAUAUAAUUGUAAUGUAAUAAACGAUAUGUCGUGAGAGGGGAUACAGUGCAGUACGCUAUGAUACGAUGGGUGGAGGUGCUUGUGACGUAUGCAUUUAAAAAAAAAUGUGAUUUUGAAGAAGAAAAAAAAAUAUUUUUAAUGUUUUAUCAGUUUUAGGCAGCUGACUUCUUGUGAUUCAGUAAUUAUGAUUUCAUGGAACUUGUUUUGUUUUGUUUGUUUGUUGACGACUGACUCGUCAACACGUGAGUUGAGAGGAAAAAAGUCACUUUUUGUUAUUUUUUUUUUAAAUCGUCGAAGUCAUAUGAGCCACAGAGACUGUUUUGGAUGUUUACACUCUGAAUAAAACUAGUCAGGAAUUUUCAUACGUUAAUUUUAUAAAUCAGAUUUUGUUUAAAUAAAUCAUGGACUAUAUUCUAUAUUGAUCACCACCGGUUAGUUUACCCUAAAAGAAAAAUACAACAAAAAAAGUAUUAAAAAAAACACUGAAAGAAGAGAAAUAUUUGAACUUUGAUGAGAUGAAGCAUGUCAGUAUCGUCCAUGUGUGCAGCUGUCUAUUCUGUAUAAAAAAGGACUAUAUUGCCAUGUGUGUUGUUUGAUAAAUAUCCGUGCUUUGCCACCAGGUUGAUGUAAAGGCAAACUUCAGUUUCCUGUAAGACGAUGCGUGUCAGGGUGUUGUCGUUUCCUCGUUAUUUGCAUGAAGGAGACAUGACUGUCUUUGCAGUUUUUCAGGUGAUGUGUAGUCAAUCGUACCGACAAUGGUAGGCGGUGUUUGCCCCCCCCACACCCCCCUUUUCUAAAGAAAUCUCCAUUGUACUUUGAUGGCAUUGUAGUUCCUUGUAGGUGUUUCAUUAUGCUUUGAUUUUUUUUAAAGUUGGAAAUAGUUCUAUGACUCCUAUAUAGUGAUGAUUUUUGUAACCUUCUCUAGUAAAAACCGAUAUUUUUUAUUAUCGUGA